GCUCUCUCUCUCUCUCUCUUUCUCCCUCACUCUCCAGACCACAAAAGAAAGAAAUCAUUGAGUUUCUUCCUUUUUAUAAACACUCCCUCCCCUUCCAGUAGUCUCCAAAUAGGGGCACAGACUUUCAGGUUCUCAAACUUUGUGGGAAGAAGUGAGGCAGGCUGAUCAUAUGUGCUCCACUUCUCUACCUCUGAAUGGCAAAGCUCUGAACAUUUUGACCAGACACAUGGCUUAACGUUGUGACAUGGCAGAAGAUUCUGAUGAGGUCAGAGCUUUGCAACAGUGGUGAUUGUGUGGAAGAGCUCUGUCCAGCUUUGCGUGGCUCAAGAGGGACCUUACAUUUGUCAUCGCUUGGGUUCUCAUCCAUCACUCCGUCAAGUCCCGGGUCAUAGAGGUUUAAUCCCUCUUCUGGGUCAUGAUGAGGCUUCACUCUACUCUGGGCACUUGGCUAUUUACACUCCUAGUGAUGCCAGUCUACUGCCAGAGUGGUGAUGAUGGAGAGUGGGGAUCAGGUGACGUCUCUGGGACUGCGGUCACUGGCAAUUCCUCCGCUUCGGUCUUGCAUACAGUCGGGGAUGAGCCAGACAGGACCAGGCCUGUUUUUCACAGCCUGCCAGAGACAGAAGGCGGAGACUGUUAUGUCAACUUCCACACCAGCCAAGUCAUGUCAAGGCGAUUACGAGCUUUCAGAGAGGAAGUUGCUUAUCUAAAGGCUCUUCAGCAUGGGAACCAGGCAGUGAUAGAGAAUCUGGUCCAGUUUGUAGGAGCAGAAAUGGGAGAUCAGCGCUACGAGGAGGUGAUCCAAGAGAACAUUGUUGGAAUCAGGGAGGAUCACGUGAGCUGUGAGAGCGUGGUCACAAAAGCAGCGGAGGAGUUGGAGAGUCAGCUGGAGGGAGAUGCUCAAGCCACUUUGGCUGGAAUUCGGAAAAUAAAAGAGGAGUCCCUUGCCUUUGAAGAAAUGCUGCGUACCGCAACAGACAUCGCCACUCGACUGGAGAGCUCCUCACGAACCCUGCAUGUGGAGAUGAUCGAACAGCUGAGGAAGAACAUGAGACAGCGCCGCAAAAUUAAAUGACUCGGUGGGAAGCCAUCCAACCUGGAAAAACAGAUAAAAGUGUUAUAUGACAUGUCACGUCUCUAUUUAUCCACAAUGUAAAACAAUGUAACAGUAAAACAAUGUUGUCACCUUAAAUAGUCCCUAUGUGGACAAUUUGGUGGCAUUUUUUUAUAUUUUAUUUCCCUUGCCUACUAUGUGUUUGGAAAGAGCACUAUUGUCAGAGAAAGAACUGAAACUCAAACUAUAUUUUUCUCUCUUGUCCUAUGUUCAUUUGUGAGCCAUAAUGAAAAUAUAAUGGCUUUGUGUACAAUGAAACUGAAAAAAUGAUCUUGGCAGUGAGGUGACAUCUUAAAAGAAUAUUCUCUUUCCAAGUAGAGACAACCCCGCAGCUAUGGUCUGGCUGUCUUGGCGCUAGGGAGCAGAUGGUGAAAAGACUGUAUGAGGGUCUGGAAAUCAACAAGCAUGAACUCAUACAUUGGAGAGAGAGAGAGAGCAAGACGGAGAAAGAAAAAAAGAAGAAAAAAAAGGACAUGGCAGUGAUGUCACUGAGGAAUAAAGAAAAACGUGACUUGGCAGCUUGGAGCCAGAAUAUAAAGAAUCAAAAGAUGAAAGAAGAAAUCCGAAAUCUUUGCGACUGAAGAAUGUUAUUUUAAAUAUUUUGUGAGUACUCUAAUCAAUGAUUAAAAUGUAAGUAUGCUAUUAAAGUAUAAGUGUAUUAUUCUAGUCAGUUGUGU
Molecule: messenger RNA, 1791 nt
Organism: Labeo rohita (rohu)
Lineage: Eukaryota; Metazoa; Chordata; Actinopteri; Cypriniformes; Cyprinidae
Exons: 3
Coding region: 416-1075 (219 amino acids)
Source: RefSeq, a predicted model, not a curated record